Mycosarcoma maydis (corn smut) is the source of this 288-nucleotide messenger RNA. RefSeq lists its product as uncharacterized. The transcript has a single exon. Lineage: Eukaryota; Fungi; Basidiomycota; Ustilaginomycetes; Ustilaginales. Bases 1 to 288 code for a protein of 95 amino acids. The record is from RefSeq and is a predicted model, not a curated record.
AUGGCGUCAACAGGCGCGGCCGUCCCAAGCGUUGCCCAGGGUCCAUUCCACUUCUGCAAGCGAUCGACCCGCCUCGGUGGCUCAAGAUGCUUUUCAGCCCACGCACCUCGUGAGCUUUGCGCAGGUCCAAGGUUGCCACUGUACUUUGCUUUAGCACAUGGCCCUCUGGAUGGAUGCUGGCUCACUUCUGCGCCAAUGUGGGGUCAACAGCAUAUGCGAGCAAAGCUAGCCGUACAACGUGCAGGCCAUAACCACGAAUGGUGGCUGCGCAUGAUGCAUCAUUCGUGA